AUGCAGCUUCAUUGCGUGCUGAGUAUUCUCUCGGCUGGAGUGAUCGGAAAAACCUUGGCUGCUCCUGCCAACACUUCGAAUCACGAGGCUAUCAAAUGGGAUCAUUGCGCAGGGUUCACUUUUGAUAGAGGAUUCACAAAUUUCGAUGCCGAGUGCAUGAUCUUCUCGGCUCCGUUGUGCUACCCCGGAGUUUGUGAGGCACCGGCGAGUGCAAGCCCGACUGUCAACGUUUUCGUAAAGCGGGUGGCUGCUGUUGGGAACAACGCAGCAAGCGCACCGAACGUGAUACUGAUUCCAGGUGGUCCUGGUCUCUCCUCCUCCACGUUGGAGUGGGCGUUGCAGGAUGUACACGAGGGUAUGGGAGGGGAUGUCAAUGUGUACUUGAUUGAACGCCGCGGUACUGGACGCAGUACGCGCCUAGAUUGCACGGCAGCACAGAGUACGACCUCCGGGUCUCCAUCAGGCGGAAAAGUCGAGCUUUCAGAGGUUCCUGCUUGUGCUCUGGACCUGCAGAACACAUACGGGAAUCUCGCUGCGUUCUCGACCACGAGCGCUGCAAUGGACAUUCUGGACUUCCUGGCCAAGUGUACAAAUGGCUUGAGUACUUUUGUGUACGGAAGGAGCUACGGAACGGUGGUCGCUCAGCGUCUGAUGCAGUUGAAUCCGACAACCGUGACCGGUUACAUUUUGGACAGCGUCAUGACCUCUUCACUCGCACCCGACCAGAGGUCAUACUACCCAUCGCGGGAUGCUGCGUUUGGCGAGGUGGCCGAGCAUUUUAUGGAGCUAUGCGCGCAAGACAGCGAAUGCAGCGCGCAUUUCAAGGACACCAGCUUGUCUGCUACGCUUCAUGAUGUGCUUUCAAAGUUUGACAGCAAUCCCAACUCGACCUGUGCUGCUAUGGUGGCGGAAUUCACAAUGACGACACCAUCAGUUGGCCUUCGGAAGCAACUGGGUGGCCUUUUGAACGAACCAGUUUUACGGUCCUUAAUCCCACCGAUCGUGUACCGACUCCAUCGCUGCGAUGCCAAUGAUGUCGAAGUCUUGAAGAUGUUCCUCCAGGUCAACACGGACUAUACCUCGAUCCCGAACGAAAGCGAAGCUAUUGCUUCAGAUCUGCUUGGCGAUUUGGUGUUGUUCUCUGAAUUUUGGGAGACUCCUACACCUUCUCAAGCCGAAUUGCAAGCUCGUUUCGCGACCGCGGGCAUGUUGGAAACCCCCGUUUACGACGUCCUUCCCCAGUAUUGCGCCUUUUCGAAAGAGCAGUCGCUACAAUGCGCUGAAACUGGAGUCAAGAGCUACGACGCCAACGGCAUCAUAUACCCGCACGACCAGUACUCGAACGCUGUUCCUACCAUCUCCAGCCAAGCUAGCGUGCUACUGAUGAGUGGAGGAUCGGACCCGGUGACGCCCUCCAAGUAUGCCAAGUUUCUGUUUGAAGCGCUUGAUACAACCAAGAAGGAGCUCGUUGUAUUCGACUACGUGCCGCAUUCGGUGAUGGGUGCGGCUGUGUAUGGCGAAGAUGAAAAGGACUGCGGAUUGGAGCUGCUGAUCUCAUUCGUUUCCAGCAACGGUGACCUUGCACACUUGGACAAGUCAUGCAUGGCCAAAAUGCCUGCAUUCGACAUGAAAGUACGGGUUAAGGAGGCGAACUCCUAUUUCGGCACCGAUGACGCGUACAACGGUGUAUCGACCCCCGCUCAGCAGGAUGCAGGUGCCACGCCAGCGUAA
Peronospora matthiolae is the source of this 1731-nucleotide messenger RNA. The record is from the annotation of a GenBank genome assembly. Lineage: Eukaryota; Oomycota; Peronosporomycetes; Peronosporales; Peronosporaceae.